ACGCCGCGGGAGGACAAUCUUUUCUCCCUGUUCUGCUUUUCUCGUAAAAAAAAGGAGAGGGGCUGUAGCUAUGGAGGGGGUAACUGUAGGGCAGGUAUUUGACGCCGAAUGCAUCCUCAACAAACGCCCAAGAAAGGGGAAGUUUGAGUAUUUGGUGAAGUGGAGAGGGUGGUCGUCCAAGCAUAACAGUUGGGAGCCCGAAGAGAAUAUUCUGGACCCCAGAUUGAUGGCUGCCUUCCACAAGAGAGAACAAGAGAGGGAGCUACUGUUCGGUAAGAGAGGGAAGAGGCCAAGGGGGCGCCCACGGAAAAUUCUGGAACCAGAGCCAACUGAAACCAAAUCCGACCGGUCCUCCUCAGCCUCUACAUCCGGCCUGUCCUCCUCUCCCUCCGCCUCUUCCUCAGAAGAUGAAGACCACGGGAAGAAGGCCAAACCAGGUCCUCGGCGCCUCAACCUCCACCCUGUCCUCCAGACGAGGCCCCAUAUCGUGGUGGCCAAUCAGGAGCCCGUCCGGAAAAAGCGCGGGAGGAAACCGCUGCUCCCCGAGCUGAGGGCUUUGAGACAGGCAAAUACCCGGCUGCCCCUGCCCCCCCCCCUCCUCUUUCUCGCCACCACCAGGUCCUCAGGCCCCCCCGUGAGCCCCCCAAAGAGGAACCCCGAGGGGGGGUGAAGAAGCCUCUACAGCCGGCCAGUUUCACCUACACCAGCCUGAGCGCCAGCCGGGGGCUCCAGAGAUGAGACGGCACCCCAGCGGGCUGCUGGAGGGACUUUCUUCCAGGCAGGGGCCUCCAAACCUGGGCUGCUGAACU
This is a messenger RNA of Oncorhynchus gorbuscha (pink salmon), 809 nucleotides long. Its product is annotated as chromobox protein homolog 2-like. Lineage: Eukaryota; Metazoa; Chordata; Actinopteri; Salmoniformes; Salmonidae. The record is from RefSeq and is a predicted model, not a curated record. The transcript is spliced from 5 exons. Gene Ontology annotation, cellular component: PRC1 complex; heterochromatin. Gene Ontology annotation, biological process: negative regulation of transcription by RNA polymerase II. The coding region runs from base 71 to 670 and encodes 199 amino acids.